This is a messenger RNA of Vigna radiata var. radiata (mung bean), 981 nucleotides long. RefSeq lists its product as uncharacterized. The transcript is spliced from 7 exons. Bases 1 to 981 code for a protein of 326 amino acids. Lineage: Eukaryota; Viridiplantae; Streptophyta; Magnoliopsida; Fabales; Fabaceae. The record is from RefSeq and is a predicted model, not a curated record.
AUGAAGACUAUUCAUACGGAGUUUGGAGACAUUAUUGAUUGCAUUGACAUUUACAAACAACCAUCAUUUGAUCAUCCUUUACUGAAGGAUCAUAAGUUGCAGAGAAAACCCAACUUUCAUAAUGUGAUUGGAGAGCCACGUCUAAAAACUACAUCCAUAUUCCGAUUGAGUAAAGAUGAUUGUCCGAAGGGAACUGUUCCUAUACUCAGAACAACAAAAGAUGAUUUUAUUCGAGAAAAAUCAAUGUUAAACAAUCAUAUAUUGACUAAAGAUGUUCCUGGUGUUCAUGUUGCCGAAGUUUCCCCUAAACCACAUUUUGGUCCUUAUUACGGAAUAAGAGGAACAAAUACUAUUUAUAAUCCACGAGUUGAUGAAAACUAUCAAAUCUCUAUGUCUCAUUUGUGGGUUCAAAAUGGACCGACACAAUUAGCUAACAAAAUCUCAUUAGGAUGGCAUGUGAGUCCAGAACUAUAUAAUGAUUAUGGAACCCAUCUUUAUUCCUCGUGGACGUCAGAUAACUUCAAGAAGACGGGAUGCUAUAAUAUUCGGUGUGCAGGUUUUAUUCAAAUUCACAAAGAUCAUUAUCUUGGUGUACGCUUUCCCAAUGUAUCUCGAUAUGGAGGACCAACUAUAAUGGAUCUCUUCGAUAUUAUUCAGGUCAUAAUAAUUUUUUAUAUAAUUUUCACUACAGUAAAAGAUAGAGCUGAUGAAGUAGGGUGGGGUGGAAGAACAGGAACUCGUGUUGAUACUCGUAGUCCUGUAAUGGGGGCAGGAUAUCCUAAUGAUGACAAUGCUACUCAUGCUUGUUUCUUUAAACAUGUGGUUAUUCAAGAUUCAUCAAGAAAUAGUCGUGAAAUGAUUCAUCCAUCAGAUACUCGUUUCUUCAUUGACAGACCUAAUUGUUAUAAUGUUAGAUACCCAGAUUACUACUAUGGUACAUUUCUCUUUUUUGGAGGACCUGGUGGUUACUGUGGCAAUUAA